GUGCGUCACUGUCCACCGCCGUGUCGCCAGGCUGCUCCAGCCAGCCUCCUGUAGGGCCUGCGGCCUCGAUGUCCUUCCCCCGGUGUGCCCUGUUGUGGGCUCGGCUCCCGGCGGGGCGCCGGGCUGGCCACCGGGCAGCCGUCUGCUCUGCCCUUCGCGCCCACAUUGGGCCCUUUCCUGGGGCUCUGGGGCGCGUCCCUGCCGUUGCCUCCUCCUCCUCUGCCUCGGGAGGCUCCAAAGCCCCGAACACCUCCUUGUUCGUGCCGCUGACUGUGAAACCUCAGGGCCCCAGCGCGGAUGGCGACGUAGGGGCCGAGCUAACCCGCCCUCUGGACAAGAAUGAAGUAAAGAAGAUCUUAGACAAGUUUUAUAAGAGGAAAGAGAUUCAGAAGCUGGCUGCUGAUUAUGGACUCGAUGCUCGUCUCUUCCACCAAGCUUUCAUAAGCUUUAGAAAUUAUAUCAUGCAGUCUCAUUCCCUGGAUGUGGACAUUCACAUUAUUUUGAAUGAUAUUUGCUUCACUGCAGCUCAUGUGGAUGAUUUAUUUCCAUUUUUCUUGAGACAUGCAAAACAGAUAUUUCCUGUCUUGGAAUGUAAGGAUGAUCUACGUAAAAUCAGUGACUUAAGAAUACCACCUAACUGGUACCCAGAAGCCAGAGCCAUACAGCGGAAGAUAAUAUUCCAUUCAGGCCCCACAAACAGUGGAAAGACUUAUCAUGCAAUUCAGAAAUACUUAUCAGCAAAAUCUGGAGUGUACUGUGGCCCUUUAAAAUUACUGGCACAUGAGAUCUUCGAAAAGAGUAAUGCGGCUGGUGUGCCAUGUGACUUGGUAACAGGUGAAGAGCGUGUGACAGUAGAGCCAGAUGGGAAACAGGCUGCCCAUGUGGCUUGUACUGUUGAAAUGUGUAGCGUUACAACUCCUUAUGAAGUAGCUGUGAUUGAUGAAAUUCAAAUGAUUAAAGAUCCAGCCAGAGGAUGGGCCUGGACCAGAGCACUUCUAGGACUCUGUGCUGAAGAAGUCCACUUGUGUGGAGAAUCUGCUGCUAUUGACCUGGUUACUGAGCUUAUGUACACAACUGGGGAGGAAGUGGAGGUUCGAACCUAUAAGAGGCUUACCCCCAUUACUGUGCUGGACCAUGCGCUAGAAUCUUUAGACAACCUUCGACCUGGGGACUGCAUUGUCUGUUUUAGCAAGAAUGAUAUUUAUUCUGUGAGUCGGCAGAUUGAAAUUCGGGGAUUGGAAUCAGCUGUUAUAUAUGGCAGUCUCCCACCUGGGACCAAACUUGCUCAAGCAAAAAAGUUUAAUGAUCCUGAUGAUCCAUGCAAAAUCCUGGUUGCUACAGAUGCAAUUGGCAUGGGACUUAAUUUGAGCAUAAGAAGAAUUAUUUUUUACUCCCUUAUAAAGCCCAGUAUCAAUGAAAAGGGAGAGAAAGAAAUAGAACCAAUCACCACCUCUCAAGCUUUGCAGAUUGCUGGCAGAGCUGGUAGAUUCAGUUCGAAAUUUAAAGAAGGAGAGGUUACAACAAUGAAUCGAGAAGACCUCAAUUUAUUAAGGGAAAUUUUGAAUAGGCCUGUGGAUCCUAUAAGGGCGGCUGGUCUUCAUCCAACUGCUGAACAGAUUGAAAUGUUUGCCUACCAUCUCCCUGACACAACGCUUUCUAAUCUCAUUGAUAUUUUUGUAGACUUUUCACAAGUUGAUGGGCAGUAUUUUGUCUGCAAUAUGGAUGAUUUUAAAUUUUCUGCAGAAUUAAUCCAGCACAUUCCAUUAAGUCUGCGAGUGCGGUAUGUUUUCUGCACAGCCCCUAUCAACAAGAAGCAGCCUUUUGUCUGCUCGUCAUUAUUACAGUUUGCCAGGCAGUUUAGCAGGAAUGAGCCCCUGACCUUCUCUUGGUUGCGCCGGUAUAUUAAAUGGCCAUUACUUCCACCUAAGAAUAUUAAAGACCUCAUGGAUCUUGAAGCUGUCCAUGAUGUCUUGGAUCUUUACCUGUGGCUGAGCUACCGAUUUAUAGAUAUGUUUCCAGAUGCCAGCUUUGUUCGAGACCUCCAGAAAGAGCUAGAUGGCAUUAUCCAAGAUGGUGUGCACAACAUCACCAAACUGAUUAAAAUUUCAGAGACACAUAAGCUGUUGAAUUUGGAGAGCUUGUCAACAGAGAGCCAGUCCCGUUUGUCAGGCGCCUUAAAGAGUCAAGCUAGAAGAACACGCAGUACCAAAACUUCCGGGAGUAAAGCUGCUGAGCCACCCGGCCCCCAUGCAGGAGAGAAGUCCCUUGCUUCCAGAUUGGUUCAGCAAGGACUCCUCACUGCAGACAUGCUGAAACAGCUAGAAAAAGAGUGGUUGACACAACGAACUGAGCAUGGCAAAGAAAUAACGGAAUCUGGGACUUACUCAAAAGGGACAAGAAGAAAGAAGAAGGAACCUGAUUCAGAUUAGUUCUAUUUUAUUUAUAUUUUUGCAAAUAAAAAUCUAUUUUAAAAUCCUCUUUUCCUCAUGUACAUUUACUGCCUGCUAUGAUAUUGUGGCAUACUGGUUUAUUUGAGUUUUUUUGCCCAGAAAAAUUAACUCUUAAAGAUGACUAAACUGCUGUUUGUUUCAACAUUUGUAAAAUAACAGAAUGUCUUAGAGAUUUUAUUUAAAACUUUAUAUAAUGGCUGUUUGUGGUAUAGCACUAACACAGCGCUCUAUAAGGAACUCUGCACGGGAAUAAAAUCAAUGUAGUGAGUUGUU
Messenger RNA from Equus caballus (horse), 2723 nucleotides. It is a transcript of the gene SUPV3L1, whose product is annotated as Suv3 like RNA helicase. Gene Ontology annotation, cellular component: mitochondrial degradosome. Gene Ontology annotation, molecular function: ATP binding; hydrolase activity, acting on acid anhydrides; RNA helicase activity. Gene Ontology annotation, biological process: RNA catabolic process; mitochondrial RNA 3'-end processing. Lineage: Eukaryota; Metazoa; Chordata; Mammalia; Perissodactyla; Equidae. The record is from RefSeq and is a predicted model, not a curated record.